AAAAUAUUAACAAGAAUAAAAGCACAGCUGUGUUUGUUUAUGAAUUCCCUUUAAAAGGGCCACAGUCCAUUAUAUGUGAGCCCUGCUCUCUACCAAAUCCUGUUCAGCUUUCAACUUUCAAUUGAAACCAUGCAGUCAUCACUGUUAGUUCAUUCUCUAAAGCCCAAACACGUUCUGUGUUUUCAGCAGAUUUUUAAACUACAAAACCGACAGAAGCUGAUUGGCCUGUGCUGGACGAGGCCCAUUGUCUGAGCGCUGUGUUUGUCAUGACCCCCAGUGUUCCCCUCUUCACCUUGUCAAAUGCUACAGCUAAUAGCUCACUGCAAAUUCGCUUGUUGUUGGCAUUAUAGCAUCUUGUUGUAUUUUGUCAGACAGCCCGGUCUCCGUACGUUUCCUCAUUACGGUGUAAGAUGUACAGUUUUAUGGGUGGAGGGCUGUUCUGUGCAGGCGUCGGGAACAUCCUCCUGAUUGUUUCCACAGCAACUGAUUACUGGAUGCAGUAUCGUCAGUCCAGCAACUACAUGCACCAGGGCCUGUGGCGCUACUGUACACCAGGGAAAUGCUUCCCCUACAGCGACAGUGUCGCACAUUUAGACGCCACACGUGCCCUCAUGAUCCUGUCUCUAAUGGCCUGUUUCAUUGGUAUCAUCAUCGGCAUCAUGGCCUUCAUCCACUACUCCUCAUUUGACAAGUUCGACAAAACCUUCGCUGCAGGCAUACUGUUUUUCGUCUCAUGUAUAUUAGUUUUCCUAGCAAUGGCUGUGUACACAGGUGUGACCGUUAACUAUUACGGAAAACGCUAUGGAAACUGGAGGUUCUCCUGGUCCUACAUCAUUGGCUGGGUGGCAGUGGUGCUCAACUUCUUUUCAGGUAUCUUUUUUAUGUGCGCCUAUCGGAUGCACGAAUGCCCCAGAAGCGUCAACUCUAACUAGAACACCUUCAUCUGCAAGUAGUGGAUCAUGACGAUGAAAACGAUGGAUCACGACCGUGAGGACUGCGUUAAAGAUUUGUGUGUAGACGAAUCAAACAUGUCCCCUUCAGAACAAGGCUAAUUGAUAUUAAAUAAAUAAAAAUACUGAGUCCAACAUGACUGUUUUGGUUCUUGUCCAUGGUGUUUGCUUUCAUCGGUUUGUCCAUGAUUAUCUUAUGUGGGAUUUUUUUUUAUAUAUAUAGUUUUUAUUUGGAACAGAUUUCAGUUAUCUUUAUGCAAAGUGUUCCUUAACAUUCCCAUAAAGUUAAAUAGAAAAAACAAAUAAAACUACAAAUUAUUUAAUUAUAUAUACAUAUAUACAGAGAGAAGCAAGAUUUAGGUAUAUGUAUUUAUGUUGAUUUUUUUAGUAUUCAAAACAAAUAUAUACAAAUAUUCAGCCAAUCCGUUUAAUGCAGCAGUGUUUAUACAGCAUUAUACACAAAAGUCACUGCUGAAUUCCCUUUAAACUCACAUAUGGUUACAUUUCAUAAUAGCAUACCACGCUAUACAAUUAAUAUGUGCCUUGUACAAACAAAAAAGAAAAGAAAAAUAUAAACCCACAAUUCCUAACGUCAAUGUUAAGAAAUAAAAAAAGAUAUAAAAAAAGAUAAAAAGAUAUUUUAGGUAGAAUAGUGUUUUUAUAACAAUACUGAUGUCAUUGUCGACACACAAGCCUUUUUUACUAGGUUGUCCACAUUUUUUUAAGCCCAUUUUUCAUCCAAACGCAGGUGGUGGCCCAGGACUGUCGCAGGGUGCUGGCUUAAAGCCCAUGUGCUGCUUCUACCCUCUUAUCCAAACGCACCACUUAAUCGAGUGACGCACCACCAGAGAGGCUGAAAUUUUCACUUAAUGAAAUGGCCACAAAAAGCAGCUUAUGGCUGUGGCCCAAAAACGGCUCCUUAAGGCGAUUUCACCGCCAUUUGUUUCACUUACUUUCUAAUUUUCCUCUAAAAGCAACCUGUUAUCCUGGUGCGCUAUGUCAAAGGAGUUGACGCACGGCCGUGUGCUGCAGGUUAGAAAGGUGCGCCUCCAGCUGCUGGUGAAUUCAUCUUUUAUUAUAAUAAUAAUAAUAAUAAAUGAAGACAGAGUUAAGUUCUAAUGUGGUUUAAUCUGCUGGAAAUGUUUUUCUCUUUUGUGUGUGACUCAUAUUGGCACAGUCUUCAUCACAUCACAGAUGUGCUCUUCUGCAUUUUCUGUUCAUGUUCAUGGUUUCAUGUUGAAUGCAGAACCAUGAGCUGGAAACAAAUGCACAGGGACAGAGCUGCUUCCACAGUAACUGGGUCCAGUAAUGAAUUUGUCCUCGCUGGGUCUGGUCACGUGGAAAUCCUGUCCUCCAUCCUGAGGAUUACAACUUCCGCUCCGAACGUCUCCCUCAGUCUAAUUGCCUAAUAGCAUUGCAGCGCGAAUUCUGCCUACAUUAAGACACUUUCACAUUAACUGGCCUGAUUGGAAAUGUGAUGACAACACCAUAUCAACAAAUUACAGCGCACCGCUUUCUGCCGCAAAUGGGCACAGGAGCGGCACUUGUACUCUCCCGGAUUUUAAUACCAACAAUUACAGCCAAUUUGGGAGAAAUUAGCGCAGCAGUCCGACCUGGAGCAGCCCCGUCCUCCUGUGGCACAGGCUCCACCUGCGCAAACACGGACAAAAUAUCGUCCAUGUCUACAGAAAGUUUGUUAUUGAAUGUUUUUUUUCUUUAAUUAAUUUGCACAUUUCCAUCACCCAAAAUAUGUCUUAUUAUAACACAGUGGUCAAAUAAAAACACGUCCCUAUCACCGAGGGAUAAC
This is a messenger RNA of Cynoglossus semilaevis (tongue sole), 2757 nucleotides long. RefSeq names its product lens intrinsic membrane protein 2.1 (gene lim2.1). The transcript has 5 exons. Gene Ontology annotation, molecular function: structural constituent of eye lens. Lineage: Eukaryota; Metazoa; Chordata; Actinopteri; Pleuronectiformes; Cynoglossidae. The record is from RefSeq and is a predicted model, not a curated record. The coding region runs from base 411 to 932 and encodes 173 amino acids. Gene Ontology annotation, cellular component: plasma membrane.